Corticium candelabrum is the source of this 1807-nucleotide messenger RNA. Its product is annotated as iduronate 2-sulfatase-like. The transcript has a single exon. Gene Ontology annotation, molecular function: iduronate-2-sulfatase activity. The record is from RefSeq and is a predicted model, not a curated record. Bases 63 to 1556 code for a protein of 497 amino acids. Lineage: Eukaryota; Metazoa; Porifera; Homoscleromorpha; Homosclerophorida; Plakinidae. Gene Ontology annotation, cellular component: cytoplasm.
GGCUCUAGCUGUUGUAUGGUGAGUAGCUCUACUGUACAACGUUGCAGGGUGAAAGUUGUAAAAUGCACUUCGCUCUCUUGCUGGUCCAUGUCUACUGUUUUGGUCUCUUGACGGAAGCGUCUGAUCUGAAGAACGUUCUCUACAUCGUUGUGGAUGAUCUUCGUCCUCAGCUUGGUGCUUACGGUCAAAGUGAGAUGUACACACCUAAUAUUGACAAGCUUGCCAGCCAAUCGUUGGUGUUUGAGAGAGCUUACUGCCAGCAGGCUGUGUGUGCUCCUUCUCGAAACUCGUUUAUGACGGGAAGACGACCAGAUACCACAAAAGCUUGGAAUUUUAUAGAUCACUUUCGUGAAGCAGGCGUGGGACUUAAUUGGUCUUCCAUGCCACAGUACUUUAAGAAUCAUGGAUAUUUCUCGUCGGGUGUAGGCAAACUCUAUCACAAAAACCUUCCUCCUGAUAAUGAUCCACCAUCAUGGUCUGAUCUCAAACAAUUUCCUUACUACUGGGGGAAUCCUCAAGGAUGUCCUAAUCACACCAGCUCGUGUCCUCUUUCUCGUGAGACUUACAACUUUACUGACAUGAACUCGACGGCUAUUAUGAUGCAGCACAUGCACUAUGCAGCUCAACAUAGAGACACGCCAUUUUUUCUUGGAAUCGGAUUCCACAAGCCUCAUCUUUCUUGGCGUUUUCCACAAGAAUUUUUACAGCAUUACCCAAAUGCGUCAAAUAUAACAGUCGCUAAACAUCUUAUGACACCUGCUGGUAUGCCAACAGUUGCAUAUCAUACUUGUAUUCCUCCUUCUCGCUAUACAGAUCUUCACAAGUAUGAACAUAACAUUUCUGUUCCUUAUCCAGUAGAAGUACAGCAACAUUUGAGACAAGGGUACUACUCAGCUGUGAGCUACAUGGACUCUCUAGUCGGGGAGGUUCUGCGUGAAUUGGACAGUCUUGGUUUGUCUAACGAUACCAUAGUAGCAUUUCAUGCAGAUCAUGGCUGGCAGCUUGGUGAACACAAUGAAUGGUGUAAACAGACAAAUUUUGAGUUGGCAGCUCGUGUGCCCUUUAUGAUUCGCGCUCCUGGAUAUGAGGCUGCUGCAGGCAAGAAGACUUCAUCACUGGUUGAAUUGGUAGAUGUGUUUCCAACGUUGGUGGAGUUGGCAGGACUACCACCUUGUCAAGAGAAUUUGGAAGGAAAGUCACUUGCUCCUUUAUUCAAAGAUUCAACAAAAUCUGUGAAGAAUGUUUCCUUAACACAGUAUCCUCGUUGUGGGAAUGUUAAGACUGGAGCGGAUAAUUGUGGGGGAGUGAAAAGAACCGAUUUUGAAUACAUGGGUUAUAGUAUUAGAACUGAUCGGUAUCGUUACACAGAAUGGGUUGAAUGGAAUGGAAAGAAACUUCAACCGAAUUGGGAGAAUGUUAUCGGAAAGGAACUGUAUGAUCACCAAGGAGACGAGGAGAAUGACUUUGACGCUUUUGAGAACGAAAAUGUGGCGGAGAAAGAAGAAGAAGUUGCAAAAGAGCUUAGCAAAAUGUUAAGAGAGAGUUUCUCCCAUUGACGUUGCCUGCUUGUUUUCUCAAAUGUUUGUUUGUCUACAAUUGCAAGUUUACCAAUUUCCUGCCGCUGCAACUUGUUUGGUAACGUUGAAUGGCUUGACUCAGUGCGUGUUAGCUAGAUGUGCUGCAUGUAGAAAUUCUUUCGUCGACAGAUAGAUGAGUGGUUAUUAGUAAUUGGAAAAUUUGCAAGCUUGAUUUAAUACAGUCUGUUGCUUAGUAUGUAGACAUAUGACACACUUUGACUUGCGCAAUA